Messenger RNA from Orbicella faveolata, 831 nucleotides. Its product is annotated as polyunsaturated fatty acid 5-lipoxygenase-like. Gene Ontology annotation, molecular function: metal ion binding; oxidoreductase activity, acting on single donors with incorporation of molecular oxygen, incorporation of two atoms of oxygen. The record is from RefSeq and is a predicted model, not a curated record. NCBI's taxonomy places the organism in Eukaryota, Metazoa, Cnidaria, Anthozoa, Scleractinia, Merulinidae. Gene Ontology annotation, biological process: lipid oxidation.
AUGAGGAAUGCACAACAAAGGAUCACCAUCGGCCAUGGAGAAGUAGAAGAGACAGGACCAGUUGGACUGGAUUGGAACAAGUUGAAAGAAACACUGAAUCCUGAAUUCGAUUGGGAAGCCGCUGUGCAAGCGACUCUCAAGACUGACGAUUCUUUUAAGGAUGCCAUAGAACAGGGUCGCAUUUAUGCUCUUCGUUAUGAGAUAUGCGACGACCUUCCGAGAUCUCCAGACCUCACUGAUCGAGAUCCUCGAAGGACCAUGAGGGACUUUCUCUCUCCCAUUGCUGUGUUUGCAUCUACCAAAGUUGGUAAACGCAAUGAGCUUGUGCCUGUUGCCAUACAAAUGAACUAUAAACCAGAUUCAGCAGUUUACACCCCCGAAGAUGGAGACAACUGGUUGAUGGCCAAACUUAAUGUUCAAAUCACGGACAUCGGAUAUGCUCAAAUUGCAGAGCACCUUGCUAGGGUCCAUUAUUUCAUAGAGCCAUUCUGCGUCUCCCUAAAACGCACCUUACCUCCCACGCAUCCACUGAAUCAAAUACUGAAGUAUCACUGCCGAGAGACAAUUGUCCCCACUACCUUUGGAACUCCUAUUCUACUCGCCGAGGCAGGGUUUGCAGAUGUGCUGUUUGCAUAUGGAAGUGACGGGGCACUCAGACUUUUACAAGACAUACAUCCUCUAACAAGCUGGGAAGUGACAGACUUCAGAAAGAACAUCAAGGACCGUGGGCUAGAUGACAGGAAGCUGCUGCCCUACUUUCCGUUCCGAGAUGACGGCAUCAGAAUCUUAAAAGUUAUCGAAGCCAUGGUUGAAGAUUACGUCAACUUGUAA